GCUGCGCGGAGGCUCCGUGGUGUCGCCUGUCCGGGGCGGGGGCUGUGCUGUGGUGCAGGGGUGAACCCUGCCCCCUCUUCCCCAGGGCCCCGAGCCCGCCCCGGCACAAGGACCCGCGCGUCCUUCAGGGGAGCUGAGCCCCCGCAUGCGGUGGCUGCGGGCAGACUAGGUGCCAGUAGGGACUGGAGGGAGGACGGGGGCACUAGUGGCUGUUGAGCAGGGGCGUGAGGGGUAUGGCCUCUGAAUGCAGACUUCCCGGACCCAAAAUGUGGGGUGCUGCCAGGGGAAAUGGACCGACCCAGGUCAUGCUCAGCUCGCACCCUCCACAUCCGCACUCUGCCGGACCCUGGGCCUGGGCUGGUCCGCUCGCUUCCUGCGCACUGCCAGGAGCUUCUGUCUAAAUGGGUCCAGUCAUGCCUCCCAGUAAGAAGCCAGAGGGCUCGGGAAUUAGUGUUUCCAGCGGACUGAGUCAGUGUUAUCAGGAUAGUGAUUUAUCAAAGGCACUUCCUGAAGAGGAGGACCUAGAUCUUACUUUGCCUGCCAUAAGAUUAGAUAAAGCGGCCAUGGAGGAUGAAGAACUAACUAACUUGAACUGGUUACAUGAAAGCAAGAACUUGCUGAAAAGCUUUGGGGACUCUGUCUUAAGAAGUGUUAGCCCAGUUCAGGACAUUGAUGAUGACACGCCACCAUCUCCUGCUCACUCUGACAUGCCCUAUGAUGCCAAGCAGAACCCAAACUGCAAACCUCCUUAUUCCUUUAGCUGCCUCAUAUUUAUGGCCAUUGAGGACUCGCCAACCAAAAGACUGCCUGUAAAGGAUAUAUACAACUGGAUCCUAGAACACUUUCCCUAUUUUGCAAAUGCACCUACUGGAUGGAAAAACUCUGUGAGACAUAAUCUAUCACUAAAUAAGUGUUUUAAGAAAGUGGACAAGGACAGAAGUCAGAUACUGAGCAACCUGCAAACAAAUCAACAGAAAAAUGGAGACUCUCAAAGUAUUGGAAAGGGGUCCUUGUGGUGUAUAGACCCAGAGUAUAGACAAAAUCUUAUUCAGGCUUUGAAAAAGACACCCUAUCACCCAUACUCGCAUGUGUUCAAUACACCUCCCACAUCUCCUCAGGCAUAUCAAAGCACAUCAGGUCCACCCAUUUGGCCAGGAAGCACCUUUUUCAAGAGAAAUGGAGCCCUUCUGCAAGAUCCUGACAUUGAUGCUGCCACUGCCAUGAUGCUUUUGAAUACUCCCCCUGAGAUACAAGCAGGUUUUCCUCCUGGAGUGAUACAAAAUGGAGCCCGCGUUCUGAGUAGGGGAAUGUUCUCUGGAGUUAGGCCAUUGCCAAUCAAUCCGAUUGGAAGCAUGGCUGCUGCAGUAAGGAAUGGGAUAGCAAAUUGUCGGAUGCGGACAGAAAGUGAACAGUCGUGCGGCUCUCCAGUUGUUAGUGGUGAUCCAAAGGAGGAUCACAACUACAGCAGUGCCAAAUCUUCCAACCACAGGAGCACAUCGCCUGCUAGUGACUCAGUUUCCUCUUCCUCUGCUGAUGAUCAUUAUGAAUUUGCUACUAAAGGCAGCCAGGACAGCAGUGAAGGAAGUGAAGUUAGCUUCCAGAGCCAUGAGAGCCAUAGUGAAACAGAAGAAGAGGACAAAAAGCAAAGCCGAAAGGAGACCAAGGAUUCUUUAGCUGACAGUGGGUAUGCGUCCCAGCACAAGAAAAGGCAACAUUUACUGAAGGUGAAAAAAGUACCAAGUGACACACUGCCUCUUAAAAAGAGACGUACAGAAAAGCCUCCUGAGAGUGACGAUGAGGAGAUGAAAGAAGCAGCUGGAUCACUCCUGCAUUUAGCGGGAAUUCGGUCCUGUUUGAACAACAUCACCAAUCGGACGGCAAAGGGGCAGAAAGAGCAAAAGGAAACCACAAAAAAUUAGAACAAAUCUAUGAUUUGUUUGAACUUAAAAAAUUUUGUUUCAGCACGUCAGGUGAAUUCUAAUGAUUUGUGGCAAUAUCAGCAAUUUUUUUAGUUUGUUUUGUUUCUGUUUUUUCUUUAUAACUUUUUUUAGUUCCUAUUUCUUUUUUUCUUUUUUUUCUUUUGACCCUUAAGAUUUUUAUUUUUUAAAGGAGAUUAAAGCCAUAGAACUCAUACUGACACUCAGCUAAUUUACAAAAGCUUUUCAUUACCUGAAGACAAAAGUAAAAAGCCAAAAUUGCCAUUGCUUUCUCCGGCUUGUCAAAAAUGCAUGGUUGAAUACACAGUGACAUCGGCAUUAAUGUGAUGGGAGUACAAUUGGGCACUUGGAAAUCCCUAGAAGAGAUGUGCAUAAUUUAGUAUCAUUCAGGCCUGGCCCUUAAGUUAAAAUAAUGCAGCCUUUUGAUUAGGUUUAUUAAAUGAAUGUGAAUAAAGAGAUUUGGGGGAAAGAAGGAGGCAUGCACUCCUCAACACCAAACCCAAGGAACAGCUAGUGGCACUUGGAUACAGUUGUGCCAUAGAAGUCUUUGGACAACCACGGGUAGCAACUGCACAUAGAGUAAUGCACUGUUAGUGCUUCAUAUACUAUAUGUGGCUCAUAAUGUGAUGACUGAUAACUUUAAGUUGUGGAAAAUUUGAACUGUGUAUGCAAUGGGUUUCAGUGAUAUAAUGAGAAGAAAUGGGGGGAGGAGAAAUUGUUAGUGAUAUAGUUGAUCAUUGAAUUCUGUCUUCUAUAUUAAAUUAGAAGAAUGUUUAAAAAGCCAUAAGCCUGAAGAUUGGCACUAUGUGCAAAAAAUAAUAUGGAAAACAAGCUAUGUGUGCUAAACUGCCUGAGUAAAAAGCAGUCAAGUCUAAGCAACUACAGUAACUAUUAAGGAAGGAAAUGAAUCAGAAUCUUUUCCUGUGGAUCAGAAAUAUUUGAUCUAACUGGAAAACAUGCUACAAAACCUGCCAUUAGUAUUAUGCUGUAUUUCAAAAACAGAAUUAAAGCAUAUUGAUGGAUACUAUAAUUUUAAAAGUUCAAUAAGAGCUCCUAUACUGCCCUCAAAACUGAGCAUGCAGUUAAUGUCAGUCAGGAUUCAUCUGUGCAAAAAUGACAACAGAUUUCCAGAUUCAACCAAUGUAGCCAGCAGAAAAUUCUGAUCCACAUUGCAUGGAUUCCUUUUCUGGGGGAGGGGGAAGGGGGGAAACACAAAUAAAACAAACUUUUUAAAAUUCAAAGAUGACAAAGUUCUUGUAAGGUAAAUAAUGUAUUUAGCAUGAAGCAUGACUUAUUUUCAUAUAAAUAUAGAAAAUAGAGAAAAAGGCUAUGCCUCUAAUUUUUAAGCCCUUAGGCUUAGAGUUUUUUGUUUUGGUUUUUUGUUUUGAUUUGUUUUUUGUUUUUAUUUUUUGGGUUUUUGUUUUUGUUUUUUGAAGCAGGUGUUUAAGGUUUAACCUUCUUCAGGGACAAACACUGACUGUUGGGGAACUUACUCUGCAAUAUUAAAAAAUAAAAAAAAUCUUCACGCUCUGGUAGGGCUUGGAUGGUUGAAUUUUACUGCCUUGUCUGCACAUUCAGCCCCCUCUCCCUACUUCUCUGUUUUAAAAAACAAAGUAUGUCCUUUCUCUGUCUGUACAUGUGUAACAUGACGCAAUAAUCUGAGGGCAAAUUUAGUAGUGAGUGUGUAUGACGGAAUUAAGAGAAUAAUGGGAGGCUUAAUUGAGGAAAAUUCUGAUUUGGGUCAGGAAUAGGUAGGUCAGUGAAUAGCUUUGCUAAUUUGCCAUAAGAAAAUGAAGUUAGUAGAUAGCUGUAUUGAUGGUGAUCAGAAACGCAGCGCAGUGUUAGAAGAAGCGAUUCAGGUAGUAGUAGUGCCCCUUGCCUGAAAAUGUUGAUCGUUAAAUUAGCAUUCCCUUUGAGAGGGGGGAGCAUGUGAAAUGAUGUAAUCUAUUCCACUCCAGUUAGUAAAUUUGGCAUGAAAGCCAUCUACACGAAGAAUAUUCUGAAGGCAAAAGGAGCUGAGAACCCCAGUCCUUCAACAAAAUAAAACAAGCUUUUCUCUUUGAAAGGAAAUGGGGCUGUAUUUCUCUCUGGUGCAACUGCUUCAAUCCGUAGUUAUACAGGGAUGAGCAUAACCCAUGAACAGCAAGUGAUGAAAGAGCGAUGUGAUUGCCCAGUCAAUGGAGUGAAAUAAUAACUGUACUCCAAGACAUUUGUUUUUUACAUUCAGUUUAAGAAGCGGAAGGGUUGUGAAAUAAGUUACAAUAAGCCUGCCAGUAUUGCUCUGCAAAGCGAGUAUUUUACUAUGUAGAAAACACCACAACACAAGGGGGCCUCUGAUUUGCCUAAGCAUGUACUAGGGCCCAAGCCCAAAUAUAUGCAAAUUGAAUGGUAGUCCAUAGGCCAGAUUCUGGAGUCUGGCAGACCUGCAAGCAACACAGAUUAGGAAGGAGAGAUGCAAAGACUACAGAGAACACUGGUGCUCACCUGAUCUGAGGGCCACUGUGUCCAAGGUUGAAUCGAGGUGUAAUGUAGAGCGGCAGAUAGGAUGGUUCUAACUUGCCUUGGUUUAAUAGCCCUGAGAGGCACAAAAAAAAUGCCACUGCCAAGGAUCAUUGCAGCAGAGAACAGGUGCAUCAGCCACAUCUCUUCCUCUCAAUAGAGCUACUACAUGAAGGUUCCAGGGGCCUCCGUCUCCUUCCAGACCCACUGGCUCUACAGCCACAGUCUUCAGAAAGGAGGUAACACAAACACCACCAAAAAGUCUGGCCCUUGGUGUUUCAUGGGGUCCUGGGGAGAGUAAUUUCAACUUGAAAAUACCAUAACAACAACUCCCCCAGAAACUUGGUCUAGCACAUGCUUGCAGUUGUGUUAUUCCAUCCUACCAGACUCUUUGAUAUAAAAAAAAAUACAAAAAGUUACAUUUAACAUUGAGAGUAGAACUUAGUGGCUUCAUGUAAGUUCCAAGCAAUGACUCACUCCUCCCUGUUCUUGAGAGACAAUGACAUGGCUGCAUGCCAGCAGGCUAAACCUGCCUUCAGUCACAACAGUAAUUCCAGAGUAACUCCACUGACUAUAAUAAUUACUCCAGAUUUACCCCAGUGUUCUUGGCUGAAUAUAUAAUGAAUACUAUUGUUAAUCACCCAAGAAAAGUCUUUUGCAUAAACGCCUAAUUAGACAGGUUGUCUUUUUAAAAUAUAUAUUAUUUACGUAAGACUUCAAAAGCUCCCUCAUAGACUUGCUGGUAAAUCUAACGUUGGCAGGUAUGUUUUUAAAUGUGCAAUUUCUCACUCCAGGAUUGGUCUGCUAAGGAGAUGGAGUUGUGCAAUGUUAUAGAAAGUGCUUUCAAAACCUUAAAGAGGAACCAGCAGUUGGGCUAGGUAUCAGUGUCUCCUAUAGAAAGAUUUUUCAGUUUAAAAGUAAUUGGUCCUGAAUGCUGCCUACUGUAGUAAUUGUCAUCUGCUACAGGAUUACAAUUUGGGUUUUUUACAAAAGACUCGCAAGUCAGUGUUUAAGAUGUUUGCUUUGUGCUUGAUUAUAACAGCAUCUUUAGAACUGGUCCUGCUGCAUCAGUGGACUAUUCAUUUUAAUUAGCCAAGUGUUUUAUCCAUUGAAUUAGAAGGACUGGUUAAGGUCUAUUUAGUCCAUUACAUAACCAAAAUGAUAGAAUCAAUACAAAGCACUCUCAGAUUCCUUUAAGAAUUUAGAAAAGUUCCAGCUUUUCAAUCCAGUUCUCAUUUUUUUUUUAAUCCAGCCAAAACUAAGUAGUAAUUAGAUCAUCUUAGAUUCUUUUGUCUGAAAAUCUUUGUGUGAGAGAGACAUUCUAAAGUCUCUAAAGUUCUGUUUUUCCCUCUCUCAUCACUUUAAAAAACUUGCAAAAUUUGUAUUUCCCAAAACUGUCAUGAAAAAGCUAAUAAAGCAACAAAUGUUCAUAGGCAAGCUUCAGAUGUGAGUGAAUGUUUAAGGGUUGUUUGUAAUCGACCAACAAAUCUUUACCCUUUGAAGGAGUUAUUUUGCAGGGAGAAAUAUUUGUAAGCCAGAGCUAAUGCAGCAAAUAGAUUUUAUUUAAGUCUGCAGGUAUGAUGGAAUUCACUGUUUAUUGCUUGUGUUCUGCCAACAAUUUGAUGUCCUUUUGUAAAAUCACUUGGAUGGAGUUUUGCCUUUUAGAAAGCUAAGCCCCAGUCUUGACCAGCUUUGCUAUUUCAUCAAAUCUAUCUUCCUGAAAACACAAUUUAAUUCUGAUUUCACAUGUGUCAAAACCAGGAGGAACUCCAUGGGCAUGCAUGUGUUUAACUCAAUUUUAUGUCCAAAAAGUUCUUCCUGUUUUGCACUAAUGGGAGAAGAGAAUCCCCAAAUAGAUGCAUCCCACUGAAUUCCUGGCCAUGGAGGAACCUGUAGGCCAGAUCCCUUGUUGGGAUAAGGUGGAAUAAAAGGAAGCAUAAUGGAGUUAUGUCAGUUUCCAUUGGCAGAGAAUUUGCUCCUAAAUCAGCCAGUAUAUGGGCAAAAAAUUCCCAAAAUGUCUAAGUCCCAUUCUCAAUAGAAAUCUAUUGAUUUUUAAUGAGACUUUGACUCCUAAGUCACUAAAGGUCAGGUACUCGAGUGCCUAAAGGUGUAGAUUGUUGCCUACUGCAACUUUGAGCCUGAAGAUUGAACUCUAUUGGUGGUGAGUGUGAUCAGCUACUUGAGCACUCAGGCCUAGCAGAUGGCUACCUGCACCUUUAGGCACCUUAAUACCUAAAACAUCUGACCCUAUGGCUCUUAGAAAUGCAUUUAACAUUGUCAGCUAGGUUCAGUUUGAGUUACAAAUACAAUUUACUUCCCUUCAUUGAGAAGAACGUAAACCCAAGUUCUGUCAGGUGGGGCACUGCUGCCUGAAUAGCCCUUUUAAAAAAUAGAAAUAAGAAAUUUUUUUAAAUAUCCUAUUGACUUUGCCACCAAAAAAGCAUUUGAAUCAUACAUACUCUUGAUUGUAACAGUAUCAGUGUUGACAGUCUGACCAAUUAUGUCUUUAGUAUUGUUCUUCACAGCCCUCCAGUAAUAUAUCAAACACUGUUAUGCACAUAAUGCAGCACUGUGAUCUAAUUUAAAUAAUACUUUUUUAUUAUUUAUACUACUCUGUGUAAUAUACAUCAACACUUUGCUAUAUAAUCUAAGUGAUAACCCUCUUCUUAGUUAUCUGCCAAACUUUGAACUUCAGUUUGGUUUCUAUUGCAGUUAGUUACAACGUUGUAAUGAUGUCUCUUUCCUUUGAAAUGGAAUGUGUAAAUCAAACUAUAAACAUUGUGUGUUGUAUUUCGGGCUGACGUUUAUAAGGAUUUACACACAACAUUUGGUGUUCGGUAUAAAUCUGCAUAUACUUUUGUGAAUUCAUCUGUUAAUCCCCUUUCAUUUAGGAAGUAUUAAUUGACAGUGGUUUAUUAGGGUCUUUUUAUUUUUACAUUUUUAUUUUUAGUACUGGUUAUUCUUGAAUUAAGCACAGACUUGUCAGCUGGGUUGCUUUAUCAUUGAUAAUGUACAUGACCUUAGAAUUCUUCCACAGUUCAGCAAACAAGUACUAGCUUCACUGACCAAAAAAAAAGUCUUGACCUGAUGUGUCUAUGGUGCUGUAUUUUGCUGGUGUACAUUUAAAAUCAGAAAUGAGUUAACAAAGGUCACUUCAGAGUUGUGCUAGCAAGUAGCCUUUCCUCUUUUUUGUUAGUGUUGAAACCAAGAAUAUUUUACCUGAAAAUACAUAUUUGGGUUUAUUCUACUGUAUUUAUACUCAUUGCAUUUGCAAUGAGUAUAGGUUGGGAUUUCUAUUCCUUUUGCAAAUAAGGUGAAAUUUACUCAGGACCUGAUCUACAGUCCAUUUGAAAUCAGUGGGAGGGUUUUAUUUUUGUCUCUGGUUGGAUUUUUGGGGGGUUGACUUCACUGGAUUUUAGAUCAGACCAUCAGUGCUGAAGGGCUGUCAUUUAAGGGUUUAAAUGCUGCAUAGCACCGUUCACUGGUUAAAUUUCACCAGUCUGAUCUUCCAUAUUGGAUGUUCAGAUUCUAAUAUGGUUGAUAAUAGCUAGAAAUUGGACUUCAUUCUUUCAUUACUGUGGCCUGAAAUCCCAUUAUCUAUUUUUGUAGCUCAAAUAAGACUGAAAUUUAGUGCAUUUUUAAGUUAAUUGAACAUUGUACAUUUCUUCAGUAUGUGUGUGGGACAAUUAAAAGUAAUACCUGUAUUUGAUAGCCAAUUCUAUGACUGCAUCAUUCACACUCACUACUUAAACUGCCAUGGUGUAAAAUGUUAAGGGGGGAGGGGGAAAUGAUUUGUGUGUGUAUGAAAAGCAUUAUAAACUUGUACAUUUUUUAUACUCUGUAAUUUCUGAAAUAUUUUGUUUUACAGAAAAAAAGUGAUAAAGCAAUCAAAAGACCAAGAGGUUUAAUAUCAAUGCUUAAGGGUCACAUGACCUUAACUGGCCAAUAAGUGAAUUCAGUACAGUAAUAAGCCAAUUUUUUUUUACUGUAUUGACAUCAAACUGCCAAUUUCAUCAAUAUUAAAAUAAGAACUGUGAUGGGGGAAUGAACAGUGAUGUUAAGUUGUUUUUGUGUUUACCUAAAUGAGCAGUCCGAAGGCAAGUGCAAUCAGCCAAUCUUUAGGAAAUAUGAAAAUAUUGAUUUAGAGGCAUACUUGCAUUUUACAUUUUCUUGAUGUGUAAUCAUAUUGCCAAAGACAAACUAUUUCAUCAUUAUUAUUGUAAAUAACACUUUCCCAAAACCUACCAUAAAGUUUCUGUGAUGUAUUGUCUUCCAGUUGCAAUAAAAAUUACUGAGUUGCA
This is a messenger RNA of Alligator mississippiensis (American alligator), 8737 nucleotides long. RefSeq names its product forkhead box N3 (gene FOXN3). The transcript has 8 exons. NCBI's taxonomy places the organism in Eukaryota, Metazoa, Chordata, Crocodylia, Alligatoridae. Gene Ontology annotation, cellular component: nucleus. The record is from RefSeq and is a predicted model, not a curated record. Gene Ontology annotation, molecular function: cis-regulatory region sequence-specific DNA binding; DNA-binding transcription factor activity. Gene Ontology annotation, biological process: regulation of DNA-templated transcription. Bases 402 to 1919 code for a protein of 505 amino acids.